This is a messenger RNA of Amblyraja radiata (thorny skate), 1647 nucleotides long. Its product is annotated as complement C1q tumor necrosis factor-related protein 3. The coding region runs from base 146 to 1102 and encodes 318 amino acids. The record is from RefSeq and is a predicted model, not a curated record. NCBI's taxonomy places the organism in Eukaryota, Metazoa, Chordata, Chondrichthyes, Rajiformes, Rajidae. Gene Ontology annotation, molecular function: protein binding. The transcript has 6 exons.
GGGAUCACAUCUCUGGCCUGUCCCAGUUUCCUGUACCAGGAACUGACAGCGCUAUAAAGCUGUACGCCUGGUGCAGAAUUCACAGGGAUUGCAUUUGUCUGGAGGAUAAGACUGGCACCUUGCUGCUGGACCCCAAACACUAGAUAUGGCGCUGAAGUCCUUUGAAUGCUGUUCCCUGCUCUUUUUCCUCUUCCUUCCAUUUUGCCUAUGUCAGGAAGAAUACUCGGAGGUGAGCGAGACCGUUAUUGCAAACUUGACAAUAGUAGUUGAAAACCAUGAAGCUUCCAGGUAUUUAAAGAGCGGAGAGACUGAAGCUGCAAACCACACAAGUGGGGUAAAUUCCAGACCAACCGCAGCUGGCAAGACAGAAAAAGUACAAAAAAAGCCGAAAAGAAAAAAAAUUGAAACUAAGGUGAUAGAACAGCCAACCUCUGUUAGCAUCCAGGAACAACAGGAGGUUGUGGAUAGGCCUCCUUCAGAAUGUAGCCACUGCUGUUAUCGGGGUGAGCCUGGUAAUCGGGGCUGGCCAGGUCCACCUGGUCUAUCUGGUAUUCCAGGAAACCAUGGAAACAAUGGAAAUAAUGGGCUCCCAGGACGUGAGGGGGUGAAAGGAGACCUUGGAAAUAAAGGCGGCAUGGGACCCCGAGGAGAACGUGGGGUUCAAGGAAUUAAAGGAAUGAAGGGACAAGCUGGAAUUCCUUCAGAACUCAAGGUUGCUUUUAUGGCUUCGAUGGCAACCCAUUUCACAAACCAGAACAGUGGUAUAAUUUUUAGCAGCGUGGAGACCAAUGUUGGGAACUAUUUUGAUGUUAUGACCGGAAGAUUUAGUGCACCCAUAGCAGGAGUUUAUUUCUUCAUUUUCAACAUGAUGAAGCAUGAAGAUGUUGAAGAGACGACGGUUUACUUAAUGCACAAUGGAAAUGCCAUCAUCACCAUGUUUAGUUCUGAAUCGAAAGGAAAACAUGAUACAGCAGGGAACAGUGGAGUUGUUAAGCUUGAUACAGGAGAUGAAGUGUGGCUGCGGAUGGGGAAUGGAGCCCUGCAUGGAGACCACCAAAGAUACUGCACGUUUUCUGGUUUCCUCCUCUUUGAGAGUACCUAGCAACCAACAAUAAACAAGAGUGUCACUAUUGUAAAACAUGGUUACAAGUUGGGUAUGUCCAGAAACACGUCUAAUAUUGUGCAGUCUCUAAAAAAAAAAUUGAGAGUUGGGAGCUACAAUAUUUCAUCCCGAAUAAGACAUACCUGAAUUAAUAAUGACAGAUUAUUAAAACAUGGCAUGAAUAAAAUGUACUCUAUGUAGAAAUUUUAAGUAAGGACAAAUAGCAUUUGUCCAUUUAACUACUGCAUACCAAGAUAUGUAGAGAACAUGGAUUAUUUCAGGGGCAACAUUAAAAGAAGAACUGAAGCAUUAUAAUGCAGUUUAAUUAACAUGUGAUAAGUACACAUACUGGUGGCAUUCCAGUGUCGAUUGAUUUUUGCAUCUUUUAUGAUAGGAAUUGUACAGUGGUAGCAAAUAAAUCUAUAUACAAGAUGCCAUUGGGUUUUGAUUAAUUAUGAGUUAUGUUACUAUCAUUCUCAUUCCUUUGUUAUAUUCUUUAUCUUCUAUUGAGACACAAUUUAAAAAAAUAAAGUUAUUUACUUAUA